GCAACGCGCGCCAUUGUUGAGAACGUCGUUUGGAUAAGUUGUUUUAUUAAGCAUUUAGAAAUCUAAAGACUUUAAAUUGCAGGAGCGAAGACCAGACGACAUAAAUCAGUACUUGGAUAAACAGUUUCGUUACUCUAUAGAUAUGGCACAGCGGGUCACUGUGAAUGAUGCCGCUGCUGGAUCCAAACGGACUUCUCGGGUUCGUGUGGCGGUUCGGCUGAGACCCUACAUGGACAAACAGGACGAAAAAGGAGAAGGGUCCUGUGUCAGGGGCCUGGGGCCACAGAAGCUGGAGAUAAUCAACUGGAGGAACGCCACAGAGACCCUCCAAUACCAGUUUGAUGUGUUUCAUGGUGAACAGACCACGCAGCAGGAAGUAUUUUUGACGUCAGUUAAACCCAUUCUCCCCCACAUCCUCAAUGGACAGAAUGCCAGCGUCUUUGCUUAUGGACCCACUGGAGCAGGAAAGACCCACACUAUGCUCGGCAGUCAAGAGCAGCCAGGGAUUAUUCCCAGAGCAGUCAGAGAGGUCUUCUAUCUGGUCGGAGCACAGGAAAAGGAGCAGGAUGGAUGGGAAUACUCUGUUGGGAUGUCCUACUUGGAAAUCUACAAUGAAAAGGUGCUGGACCUGCUGUCCCCAGGUUCCCAAGACUUGCCUAUCCGUGAAGACAAGGACAGGAACAUCCUGAUUCCUGGGCUAACACACACAGCCCUCUCCUCCUUCACUGACUUUGACACUCAUUUCAUCCCUGCGAGUCUGAACCGCACCACGGCCUCUACUAAACUAAACAAGCGUUCCAGCCGCAGUCAUGCUAUCCUCCUCCUGAAGGUAGUGAAAUCUCAACUCGGGCCACCACACAGACAACAAACAGGAAAGCUGUAUCUGGUUGACCUCGCUGGUUCAGAGGACAAUCGACGUACAGGGAACCAGGGCAUUCGUCUGAAAGAGAGUGGAGCCAUCAAUCUGUCCCUCUUCACCCUCAGUAAAGUGGUGGAUGCUUUGAACGCAGGGGCCGGGAGCCGUGUGCCCUACAGAGACAGUAAACUCACCCGUCUGCUGCAGGACUCUCUGGGAGGUUCAGCACAUUCGGUCAUGAUCACGAACAUAGCGCCGGAGUACAGAUACUACUUUGACACUUUCUCCGCCCUCAACUUUGCUGCCAAGUCAAAACAGAUUGUGAAUCGUCCAUUUGUCAGGGAAACUGUGGUGGCCCCUGUUAUUGCUCCUGGCAAGAGAGCCAGAGAGGAGCAGGAGGCCAGAGGUACUUGUGAGCCCCAGAACAAGAAGUCAAAGGAGGGGAAGAAAGCUGAGCACCCCCCAUCACCACCCACACAACCACACAGUUCACCAGAUUCAUCAGUUCUGGACCGACUGAUUGCCCUGGAGAAGAUUAUGAUGGGUUCAGGAGAGAGAGAGAGACUCAACCUGCUCAAAACUGUGGCCCAGUCCCGCAAAGAGAUUCAGAUGUUGAAAGAGAAACAGAAGGAGUUGGAGGACAAGGCGAAGAUGCUUAAUAAUCAGAAUGUAAUGAUCGAGAAACAGUCCAAAGAUGGUCUUUUAUUUAAGACAGAUCUCCUCCCACUACAACGAAAACAAUCUACAGCAGCCAAACCACGCAAACAGCAGGCUGUCGUCACACCACUACAGAUCUCUCAGGUGCAGCCUUUACUGCAGUCUGUAGUUGUGUGUAAACCCUCACAAUCUAGGGAAAAGAUGAAACGCAUCAAGUCUGAGAUUUGUGAGGGUAAGGAGAAUGGAGGUGUGGACCCUCCCUCUUCUACAGAUGUGAACUGGGAGUCCCGUCUAGAUACAGAGUUACUGGAGUGUUCCAGGAAGAAAAUCCUGCAAACACUGAACUCUGGCUCCCUGAAAGAGCUCAAGAGCCUGCAGCUUAUAGGAGACAAGAAGGCCAAGAUGAUCAUGGGCUGGAGAGAAAUAAAUGGGUACUUCUCAGAGGUGGAGGACCUGAAGAAAAUUGAAGGCAUUACAGCUAAACGUUUCUCUUCCUUCAUUAAGGCCAAUAUCCUCAGCAGUAUGGGAAAGUGAGGUGUGUGUGUAGGGGCCGGAUCAGAAGAGAAGACCUUGUACACUAAUGCUUUUUAAAUGUAUUACUUUUUAAUGUGUGUAACAUUUUUGUACAGUUAUUUUUUUUCUGUCUCUCUGAGAUACUGUGUAUACUAUGCUGUUCUUAUAUUUCCUGCAUACUUGCAAAAUUUCCCUUUUUAGUAUUUAA
Molecule: messenger RNA, 2234 nt
Organism: Xyrauchen texanus (razorback sucker)
Lineage: Eukaryota; Metazoa; Chordata; Actinopteri; Cypriniformes; Catostomidae
Product: kinesin-like protein KIF22
Exons: 13
Coding region: 143-2047 (634 amino acids)
Biological process (GO): mitotic spindle organization; microtubule-based movement
Molecular function (GO): microtubule binding; ATP binding; microtubule motor activity
Source: RefSeq, a predicted model, not a curated record